Messenger RNA from Paramuricea clavata, 3611 nucleotides. The record is from the annotation of a GenBank genome assembly. Lineage: Eukaryota; Metazoa; Cnidaria; Anthozoa; Malacalcyonacea; Plexauridae.
GGCUCAACAACAUAUGGCAACCAUUUUGUUGUGAACAGAAAAUCACAAACAAGAAAUUCAAAUAUUUUUUUCCAAAAUUUCUGUUUGUAAAAGAUGAAUCAGACACAAUACAAGGUAUUUAUAUAAUGUUCUUUUAUCCUUCUCUUGUUUUGUGAUAAAUAAUAGCGAUUAAUGCUCCGUUCGGUACCAUAGAAUUUUGAAAUUGUUGAAUGGCGGGCUAAGUUUAUUGGCCGUGGAUAUUCAAAUUCCUUCCCAGAUUUGAACCGGACGACAGCGCGAACAAGGCAAAUGCCUUGACCACUCUGCUACCGAGGAUUUGCUUCAAAUGGACUGAAAUUUAUUCGGCAUUUUAAAUUUAUUUUAGCAUGUUUAAAUGGCUCGGAAUAUACUUCUGUUAAUUUGACAAACUGCAUCUAAUAUUUGUCUGAUAUGAUAGUCUAUUACCAUUAUCAGGGGCAGAUCUAGCCUCAUCUGCAAGGAGGGGGCAGGUUUUCCAUGGGGUGGUGCAUGAGGCCUGAUGAGGGAGCCUUAGGCCGAAUUUUCAAGUGUAUAUCAUUAUCAAGAUUCCUACUCAAGAAACACGAAGUACUAAUGCAACCAAUGGCAUCUUACUUGAAAUAGCCAAGUGCAAGACGAUGAGCUUCCAAAACAGCUUCUACGUUAGAGUUGCCAACGUGUGGAAUACACUCCCUGUUUGAUCAGAGAAACCAACAAAACCAUGGUCUCUUUCAAAUUUUGUUUACUGCAACAUUAUAAGGAUCUCGCCAAGGAAAUUUAUAAUCCUGAAGAUCCGAGAACAUUUACAGUUGAUUUCACGAAACUUUGACCACAAAUGUUCCGAACUUCGUUGCGAAGUUCAAAAGUUCAUAAUGAGAUUUACAAACCAAUUUGUAAAGGUCUCAUUUGAUUGGCUUAUUUUACUUCAGGGACCAAUCAGGGACUUUGUUUACAAAUUGGCUUGUGAAUUCCAAAAUGAACUUGCGAACUUCGCAACGAAGUUCGGAACAUUCGUGGUCAACGUUUUGUGAAAUCGACUGUAAGUCUGUUUGUGUGAAAUGUCACCCAACUCGCCGAAUCGAGCAUGUUGUUGAUUGUAAUUUGUUGUGCUUGUUUGUCGAUCUUCAAGUCUGUCUGUUUGUUUACAAAGCCUGUUAUUGUCCAUACUGUGCAAUUUCGAAUAUCUUGGAACCCCGUUUUUGGAGAACUAAUCUCUGUGUGGCAAUUCCAGCCAUGUAAUCUAUUGUGUAACUAAUUUUGUGUAAUAGUUUGUGUUAAAUGGCAAAAUCUGUAAAAUAGAAUUCAAACAACAUCUUUAUUAUUUGUAAUUUCAGGUGGCCGAUUCUAAACGAGAAGAGUUCAGAAAGUACCUUGAAAAGGCUGGAGUACUAGAUGCCAUAACCAAAGGUACAACUCGUAUGUAGCAUUGCAUAACCAACCGGUCAUACAAGGGUCCGGAGGGUGUCCAGCCAUUUAUGUAUAGAUUUCCUAGCCCUUUUGAUAUUAAGUGAACUCACCUUUCAAGUUUAUUAAAAUGUCCCAUUUUGAUGUUUUUAGUUUUGGUGUCGUUAUAUGAAGAACCAGAGAAGCCAACAAAUGCCCUUGAGUAUCCUUUAAAGUUGCAUUGUAUCCCAAUAUGUCCCACUGUGGUCAUGCAAUUUUUUGUGUUUAUGUUAUUGUUUUUAAUGCCAGGCAAUUUUACUUGUCAUGAAGCAGCAAUUUUUGGUGUUUAACCCCUUGAGCCGCAAUGCGCCCUAUUUUUUUUGCACCUAUUUUUUCAGACGAUUUUACUCGUCAAUGGGGAAGCUCUGCAGCUUAAUGGGUUAAUGUUCAACCAUUGUUUGUUGUUAAUGCAUUGAGUAGCAUUCCAUGUUUCAUUGGUUAGUGUGAUCAAUUCCUUAACAAUUAAUUCUCAGCUAUUUGGGUCAAUUCCUUCAAAGUGGCCCACCCCAGACUGCCGACGUUGAGGAACUAAAGUUAAAUUUGGAACAAAUACAGAACCUAAAUGCACAGUUGACAAAAGAGAAUGAAGAGUUACGACAAAGAGUAAGGAGAAAUUGUCUCUUAUGGCUUGCAACUUUCUACUAGAAACAGCUCUCUAAUACAGACACAUCUCUAUAAUACAGACACAUCUCUAUAAUACAGACACCUCUCUAUAAUACAGACACCUCUCUAUAAUACAGACACCUCUCCAAUACAGACGCACCUCUCUAAUACAGACGCACCUCUCCAACACAGACGCACCUCUCCAACACAGACGCACCUCUCCAACACAGACGCGCCUCUCCAACACAGACGCGCCUCUCCAACACAGACGCGCCUCUCUAAUACAGACACACCUCUCUAAUACAGACACACCUCUCCAACACAGACACACCUCUCCAACACAGACACACCUCUCUAAUACAGACACACCUCUCUAAUAUAGACACACCUCUCUAAUACAGACACGCCUCUAUAAUACAGACACACCUCUAUAAUACAGACACACCUCUAUAAUACAGACACACCUCUAUAAUACAGACACACCUCUCUAAUGCGGACACCUCUCUAAUACCUUUAGAAGCAAGCCACAGCAGUAAUUAUAGCAUGCUCAAUACAUUUUAUCAUUGAUUUGAUUGAUAAUCUUUAAUUCUUUAUAGCUUCAACAAUACGAACCAGCUGGUGACGAUCAAGUGGUAAGCAGAUUGUUGCAAAUUCCAAAAUAUAUAACAUUGAAUUCCUGUGCUCAAAAGAAAUGUCUACUUAUAUUUUCUGAUCUCAUUUUUCUUUCACUUUAGACUCAAGAGAGUUAACAACAGUUGCAAAGUUAUUAAAAGACAGUUGCAGACUUUAAAUCUUGUAUAAUAAUGCCUUCCAUUGUACCAUGGUAUAUUAAUUAAAGAGCACCUAACUUUAUUUCUUAAUAAAUGAGACCAUCCAUUAUUUAUGAUAGGGGGUGGUGCCGAAGAGGUUUGCUUUUCUUGGUAAAAAGUUUCAUGAAUCCAACCAUUAAAAAUUCCGAAACAAAUUUACCCAACCUCAGAUAACAAUUAAAAAAAUACCUACCCUUGGCCAAAAACAUUACAAAAGGAUACCAUUCAGUUGUCACACAUGUCCUUUGCCACUUCUGUGACAUGAGUUUGAUAACUGCUUGUGCAAUUUUCUGCAGUCUAAAGUUUCAUGUUGUCUGCACAUGUACUUUCUUUGGAGACACCAUUUGCCUCUUGACAAAUCAGAAAAUGAUCAAGAUAGUGACUCUGAUUGAUUUACAUACUGUAUUGACUAGACUUUCCCAAAGUCCUUUCCAGUUUUCGCGGUUCGUAAGUACGAUCUCGCGCGCGCGCUAUUCGAGAUCGAGUGACUGUUGCUUUUUAGUCUUCAAUAUAUGAGAGAGUAUAUCAAUAUAUGAGAGAGUCAUGCUUUGGAAAUGACAAUAAAUUUUUAUUACCCAACCCUUGAGUUGUUUUGUUUUUCAUUUACCCAACCUUUUACUCACUCAAAAUUUUGUUUACCCAACCCUUUUCUCUUGGAAAAAAGUGCGAAAAUCUUCAAAAUAAGUUCCAUUAUCAUUUCAAAAAUUCUUAAAAAUGAGAUGAUAAAAAAAUUGAGGUUAGGUGUACUUUAAUAUAUGG